Messenger RNA from Oreochromis aureus, 2437 nucleotides. RefSeq lists its product as uncharacterized. Lineage: Eukaryota; Metazoa; Chordata; Actinopteri; Cichliformes; Cichlidae. Gene Ontology annotation, cellular component: cytoplasmic microtubule; cilium. The record is from RefSeq and is a predicted model, not a curated record. The coding region runs from base 83 to 1174 and encodes 363 amino acids. Gene Ontology annotation, biological process: microtubule cytoskeleton organization. The transcript is spliced from 7 exons. Gene Ontology annotation, molecular function: microtubule binding.
GUCACUCACACACUGAGAAAGCAUUCUUCAGCAAUCACAAACUUUCUAUUUCUAAACAUUUUGUUCACUGUUUUUCUCAGUCAUGCCUGAAAAUAACGUUGUCCAUCGAUUUCGGGAUUUGAUCCAGAGAAACCGCACAGGUGGAGAUGCAGACACAUUGCAUAUCACACAGAAACCCAGAGAUUAUUCUGUGCGACUCCCACCUUUACCUAAGCGAUGCACAGACUCUCCACAGAGAGUCCAGAGAAGGUGGAACUUAAGUCCCAUUUUGGAGGACCCUUUUUUGGAGGAGGAGGACCUUGAAAGAAAUCUGUGUAGCCUCAGCUCUGCAGACACACACACACCCAGUGAUCUGAGGGCCAUUCCUCUCAUUCAUAGUCCUGUUGAGAUGACACCGGUCACUCCAGUUCCUCCACCUCCUCAAGCAGCUUCACAAUUGCCUGUUUUCUCUACUAAACAUUCAGGAGCAGACACGAAGGUCAUUCGUGGAAUAAGAGUUGUGACAGCAAAAGACAAACUUGGGCCCAUUUUGGAAAAACUGCAGCAUUUCCAGGAUGGGAUUGUAACCUCACCUGGACACACAGUACCAACCAAAACCUUUGCUGCAGUAAAGCCUUUGUGUCCAACAGUUCCCAAAGCACAUAAACGAGGACCUCGGCCUGGGACGUUGCUGCGCCGUGCAAAAGUCGUCCCUAUAGACGACAAGAAAGCAGACAGUCAGUGCAGUCGGAAUAAUCCAAGAGAGGGCAGGGUCAAACUCCCACCUCUAGCUACACCUGUAGAGAGCCUGUCCCACAGCUUUAAUCUGCUGUCUUCAGACGACUGGAUAAAGAGAAGACAGGGGUUGCAAACUAUUCAGUCUCUGGCAAAGCACCACUCGGACAUCCUGAAGACUAAACUGCAUGAAGUGUGUCUGGUCCUCAUUGAGGAGGUGAAAAACCAACGCUCAGCAGUAGCCUGUGAGGCCAUACAUACCAUCGAUGAGCUCUACAUUCAGCUCCAGAAAACAAUGGACCCAGAAGUUGAAACAACAGGCCGAGUUCUAUUGCUGAAGCUUGCACAGACCAACAACAACUUUAUUCAUCAGGAGGUCAAACUGGCGCUUGAUGCCAUGGUGGAAAAUUGCAGCCAUGGACGGAUUCUGAGCGCUCUGUUUAACACAGGACUGAAGUAAGAGGAGAGAAGAGGAGAAGAGGAUGCUCAACACCUGCACCAGCUGGCUGACAAACUUGCAGCAGCCGUCAUCCUGAAAGCAGGAAGCUUCACUGAACGCUUUCUAAUUGCUGCCUCUAGAAUGGCAGGGGAUGCUGCACCUGAAGCCAGGUACCAUGGGCAAACAAUCAUCAAGAAACUGGCCCUUCACAAGGACUUUAUGAAUUUGUGGAUGAAGAUUGUCCCUGAAAAAGACAGGCGUCCUGUGGAGAAGAGCUUGAAAAAGGCUAAUAAUUACAGGCAGCAGGUCAGCAUCCAGACUAAGCUCUCCUCUCCAGCAGGACCUCGGAUCCCCAGAUGUGACAAUGCAAGUCCUGACGAGUACAGAGGAGAAGAGCAGCUGCUACAGUAGCAGCAGCACUCUGAGGCUAAGCUGGGGAAAUGGUUGGAGGUUCAACCAUCAUGACCACAGACAGUCCCAGUCGCUCUGCAGGAGUAAACUUCUCCAUCUUCAGGACUACAAACUAUUUCUCUGAAGGACAAUAUUAUUUAGAUUUACAUGAAUAUUAUUACAUUGUUAUUAUUAUUACAUUAUUAUUAACGCAUUUUUAAGAUCCUGAAUGAACAAUGGAAAAUGAAUCACUUUUUUUUCAUCUGAAUUAAAACGGCACUUUGGUUGGCACAUAUACAGUUUCUGUUUUUCUGUCAACAAAUAUCAAUACAUUCUUAGUUCUCUUGUUUUCAUUUUUAACCCAUGAUUUUGUAUUUUUAUCAGGAUUCAAAGUCAUUUUUAUAACAUAAAGAACUCUUAAAUAAAUAUUAAGAAUUAUUAUAGAAACAUUUUGAAAAGAAAUGAAAAUGAUUUGGUGGUAAACAGUUUUUUUCAACACAGAGGUUGUAAAAUGUUAGCUUCAGGGUCCAGCAGGUGUUUGUGCGGCCACUUAAUGACUUUGAAUCCUUGUGGUGGACUUUUCUUGGAGGAACCUGUCAUGGUCCUCAGUCUGAGGACUCUGUGUUUUGUGUUUCUUUAUAUUAUUCUAUGUUCUUGUUUAUUCUGUUUUGUCUUUUGUUUAGGUUUGCUAUGUGUUAGUGUUUUUGUUUCAUGCCUGCCUGUGUUCCCUCUGUCUGUCCAUGGUGUUACUGUGUCUGCUCAUGAGCCUGCCUGUCAAGUUCAGUGUCCUGUCUGGUUCUCUGUGUCUGUUAGUUUCCUGUUUUAUUCUGAAAGUUCAUGUCUCAUGUCAGUGUGUUCAGUUUUACCUCUCCCCUGUCUCGUUAGCCUAAUUUC